AUGGCUGUGGGAUCCGCUUCGCUGCAGGGCCGCCUGGAGAGGUGGGCACAGCGCCUUAACAACCUUACCGUUUCGCCAUUGACCCGAGACUACCCCGACACACAAAAGCACGAAGGCAAGCGGGCCAUUGAGGCCUUUGAGACUCUGAACCUCCCCAAUGAGAUCCAGGUGGCCCUGAAGAAGCUUUCUGGAUCUUCAUCCUCCGAUUUCACAGUCUUUCUGACUGCGUUCGUGGUUUUGGUUGCUCGUUUGACUGGCGACGAAGACAUUUCGGUUGCGACAAACUUGGCCGAGGACUCUCGCCCAUUCGUGCUUCGAAUUUCUUACGAUGCCUCUGAAACCUUCUCUCAGCUCUAUGCUAAGGUUAACAAGACGUUCAAUGAGGGUGCCUCUGAUAUUGUGCCCUUGGGCAGCCUCCGCUCGUAUAUCCAAGACAAAUCCAAGUCUGAACGUACCCCUAUCCUCUUCCGAUUCGCUGCCUACGAUGCCCCUGCCGCCUCACAAGAAUACCCCGCGAACACUUUUGACAGCACCGAUCUAGUGAUCAAUGUGUCAUCUGAGCUGGGCGCAUACUACAACCAACGUCUGUUCUCGAGCGCACGAAUUGCUACGAUUCUUAAUCAACUGGUUCAAAUUGUUAGCAAUGCUGCCGCCAAUCCAGAGGAAGCUGUGGGCCGGAUCGAUAUGAUGACCCCGGACCAGGUCGCACUUUUACCCGACCCCACGGCUGACUUGAACUGGUCCAAGUUCCGUGGUCCUAUUCAUGAAAUCUUCGCUGAAAAUGCGCAGAAGCACCCUGAGAAGCUUUGUGUCGUGGAGACCAAGUCGAGUAACUCCCCCCACCGGGAGUUCACCUAUAAACAGAUCAACGAGGCUUCCAACAUUCUCGGACACCACUUGGUGCAGUCCGGCAUCCAAAGAGGGGAUGUUGUUAUGGUUUAUGCCUACCGGGGCGUGGAUCUUGUCGUUGCAGUGAUGGGUAUUUUGAAGGCCGGUGCUACGUUCUCCGUUAUCGACCCUGCCUACCCACCCGAGCGCCAAAAUAUUUAUCUCGAUGUUGCCCGCCCGCGUGCUUUGAUCAAGAUUGCCAAAGCCACCAGAGAUGCUGGCGAAGUCUCGGACAUUGUCCGGUCAUUCAUCAGUGAUAACCUGGAGCUCCACACCGAGAUUCCGGCUCUCGCCCUCCAUGACGAUGGAACUCUUACUGGUGGUUCUGUCGCAAGCAAUGGCCAGGACGUGUUUGCUGAGCAGGUUGCACUGAAGUCGCAGCCUGUUGGUGUGGUUGUGGGCCCCGAUUCCACCCCGACCCUGUCUUUCACAUCUGGUUCGGAGGGCCGACCUAAAGGCGUCCGUGGCCGUCACUUCUCCCUGGCCUAUUAUUUCCCGUGGAUGUCUGAAACAUUUAAGCUCACUCCUGAUGAGAAGUUUACUAUGCUGAGUGGUAUUGCUCACGACCCUAUCCAAAGAGAUAUCUUUACCCCGCUGUUUUUGGGUGCUCAGCUUUUGGUGCCGGCCAAGGAGGAUAUCCAGAAUGAGAAGUUGGCUGAGUGGAUGCAGAAUUAUGGUGCUACUGUCACCCAUCUCACCCCCGCCAUGGGUCAGAUUCUAGUCGGCGGCGCCUCUGCGCAGUUCCCUGCUCUCCACCACGCUUUCUUCGUGGGCGACGUUUUAAUCAAGCGUGACUGCCGGUCUCUACAGCAACUGGCGAGAAAUUGCUAUAUUACGAAUAUGUACGGCACAACAGAGACUCAACGUGCUGUCAGUUAUUACGAGAUUCCUAGCUACUCGAGCCAGGAAGGCUUCUUGGACACCAUGAAGGACGUUAUUCCUGCUGGUCGUGGUAUGCUGGAUGUGCAGAUGCUGGUUGUCAACCGCUUCGAUCCUUCCCGUAUCUGCGCUAUUGGCGAGGUUGGCGAAAUCUACGUCCGCGCUGCCGGCUUAGCCGAGGGGUACCUUGGAUCCCCUGAGCUGAAUGCCCAGAAGUUCCUGACCAACUGGUUCGUGAAGCCUGAGGUUUGGACUGAAAAGGAGAGGGGCGGCAAUGAACCUUGGCGGGAGUUCUACGUUGGCCCUAGAGACCGCCUAUACCGCAGUGGCGACCUUGGUCGCUAUACUCCCUCUGGAGACGUGGAGUGCUCCGGGCGCGCAGAUUCUCAGGUCAAGAUCCGUGGAUUCAGAAUUGAACUUGGCGAAAUCGAUACUCACCUGUCUCGCCAUCCUCUGGUUCGUGAGAAUGUGACUCUCGUUCGGCGUGACAAGUUUGAGGAGCCUACUCUUGUCAGCUACUUCGUGCCUGAUAUGAGUAAGUGGUCCGAAUGGCUUGAGAGUAAGGGCCUUAAGGAUGAUGAUUCGGGUGAGGGUAUGGUCGGGAUGCUGCGUCGCUUCCUUCCUCUGCGUAAUGACGCUCGUGAGCACCUGCGCAGCAAGCUCCCUGCUUACGCUGUGCCGACGGUGAUCAUUCCGCUGAAGCGCAUGCCUCUCAAUCCCAACGGCAAGAUUGAUAAGCCUGCCUUGCCCUUCCCUGACACUGCGGAACUCAGUGCAGCUGCUCCUCGUCGCCGAUCUUCGGCGAUCCAGGCGCUCUCUGAGACCGAGCAAGCUCUCUGCCAAAUUUGGGCCAAGCUUAUUCCCAACGUGACCGCCCGCAUGAUUGGACCUGAAGACUCCUUCUUCGACCUCGGUGGGCACAGUAUCCUAGCCCAGCAGAUGUUCUUCGAGUUGCGCCGCAAGUGGCGCACUGUUGACAUUAGCAUGAGUGCCAUCUUCCGCAGCCCAACUCUCAAGGGCUUCGCAGGCGAGAUUGACCGUCUGCUUGAUGUGGAGGCGUUUGCGACUAGCGACAAGGCCGCCACACAGGGCGCUACUGAGCCAGACGAUGGCUACUCGAAGGACGCUCGCCAGUUGGUCAAUGAGCUGCCCGAGACCUUCCCUACCAGGACAGAGGAUCUGCUUACUCAACCGACUGUCUUCCUUACCGGCGCUACUGGCUUCCUGGGUGCCCACAUUCUUCGCGACCUUCUCACUCGCAAGUCCCCUUCCACCAAGGUCGUUGCUCUAAUUCGGGCCAAGAGCGACGAACAGGCUCUUGAGCGUCUUCGCUCUACUUGCCGCGCCUAUGGCUUCUGGGACGACGAGUGGGUCAACAGGCUGGAAACCCGAAGUGGUGACCUUGGCAAGCCUCUGUUCGGCCUGUCCCAGUCCGCCUGGGACGACCUUAGCAAGCGUGUUGAUGUAGUCAUCCAUAACGGUGCCCUUGUUCACUGGGUCUACCCCUACUCUACUCUCAGGGGUCCUAACGUCUUGGGCACCAUCGAUGCCUUGAAGUUGUGCGCUACCGGCAAGGCUAAACAGUUUGCCUUCGUCAGCUCUACUAGUGCACUGGAUAACGACCACUACGUGCAAGAGUCUGAGCGUAGCCUUGCCGCUGGUGGUAAUGGCGUAAGCGAAGAGGACGACAUGGAGGGCAGUGCCGUUGGCCUUGGUACUGGUUAUGGCCAGAGUAAGUGGGCUAGUGAACAUUUGGUACGUGCUGCACGGGCACGCGGCCUAAAGGCCGGUAUCAUCCGAUCUGGAUACAUCUUGGGUGAUUCGACAUCUGGUGUCUGCGUGACGGAUGACUUCCUGACACGGUUCUGGAAGGGUUGUGUCCAGUUGGGCAGUCGCCCUCAAAUUAACAACACGAUCAACGCCGUGCCAUCUGACUACGUCGUGAGGGUUGUCAUUGCGACUGCUUUCCAUCCCCCUAGCAAUUCUACUGGCGUUGUCCAUGUCACCGGACAGCCGCGCCUACGCUUCAAUGAGUUCCUUGGAGCCCUAGAGAGCUACGGUUACCCUGUCAAGCAGAUUGAUUACAUCCCAUGGGCGGCGUCUCUUGAGCAUUAUGUCAAUGAUGGUCAGCACAACGACAAAGACUCUCAGCAUGCCCUCAUGCCACUGUACCAUUUCGUUGUUUCUGACCUUCCCUCCAACAGCAAGGCACCGGAACUGGAUAACGCAUUCGCAUCCGCCGCCUUGAGGGCCGAUGCUGCCUGGUCUGGCGUUGAUGCCUCCGCCGGUGCCGGGAUUACGGUUGAGUUGAUCGGGCUGUACGUGUCCUAUCUGGUGGCAAUUGGCUUCCUGCCCACGCCAUCUGUCGCAGGAUCCCGGCCUCUGCCGGCUGUGUCCAUUACUGAGGAGCAAAAGAAGAUGAUCCUGAACGUCGGUGGUCGUGGCGGUGCCUCUUAA
This is a messenger RNA of Penicillium canariense, 4224 nucleotides long. RefSeq names its product L-aminoadipate-semialdehyde dehydrogenase (gene aarA). Gene Ontology annotation, molecular function: phosphopantetheine binding; L-aminoadipate-semialdehyde dehydrogenase [NAD(P)+] activity. The transcript has 5 exons. The coding region runs from base 1 to 4224 and encodes 1407 amino acids. NCBI's taxonomy places the organism in Eukaryota, Fungi, Ascomycota, Eurotiomycetes, Eurotiales, Aspergillaceae. The record is from RefSeq and is a predicted model, not a curated record. Gene Ontology annotation, biological process: L-lysine biosynthetic process.